Peronospora matthiolae is the source of this 594-nucleotide messenger RNA. The record is from the annotation of a GenBank genome assembly. Lineage: Eukaryota; Oomycota; Peronosporomycetes; Peronosporales; Peronosporaceae.
AUGCCUGCCGUUUGUUCAUCGGAUGGCCAUCUGAUGAACGUCUUGGAGCGUCUACAAGUGUGUGGAUGUACUACGAGUGAGUUCGAUGGCCUCACUUGUGGUACGGUCGUUAGCACGAUUGCACAAGAUCACAGUGUAGAAGGCCACUACAGUGUGAAACUAGCUUCCGGCACCUGUGUAGAGACACAGGCUGCUCCGGAGGUUCACCACUCGAAGAGAUCGAGUGGACUGGAACACGGAUGCACAUCAAGAAGUUUACAUCCAAGAAGAGAGACUAGUGCUGUUCAGGAUGGACAACACGUUGAAGCAAGAUCGACUAUCAGAGAGUCGAUAGUAGAGCAAGUCCGCUCGACUGAAAGAGAGUCGAUCGAAGAGGACGUGACUGUGAUAGUACCCGUAACGGAAGAAAAAUCUAGCGCUCCUGAGAGUGAUAACUCCCGAGAGAGUUAUGUUGAGGGUGUGGAUCCCCAACCACCUGCGGAUGUGUUUAUCCAGGAAGUCACCGAGUCAUUUAAUGUCUUGGUGAAUGACGGAUCAAGUGUAGGCGCUUAUACACUUGAUCUGGUUACACCUCCAAAGUCAGCUUCGGAGUAA